This is a messenger RNA of Protopolystoma xenopodis, 387 nucleotides long. NCBI's taxonomy places the organism in Eukaryota, Metazoa, Platyhelminthes, Monogenea, Polystomatidea, Polystomatidae. The record is from the annotation of a GenBank genome assembly.
CUUGACGAUGAUACUCUGAUGGCAAUGGUAAUAGAACGGUCGCGACAAGAGUAUAUUGACUCUUUGCGUACUAAGCGCCCUAGCCCACCUCCAAGUAUUAUUCCAUCGUCUAUGUCUUUCACUUAUUCCGAGGAUCGCGAACCCUCGGGGAGUCCGACCGAUGUGGAUCCUGAGGCCUUUACAACUGCUCCAAAUUCAACUAAUCGGUUGGAUGUCGGUUCGUCCACACUUGGCCCAGCCCCCUGCUCCGCUGCCUCUUGCAGGCAACCAGAGAUAGUUAAAUCUGAAAGACUUGGGCUGUCUCAGACCGGUCUCCCGCUUGCCUGUGAUGAUCAAUUUUCCUGGCUCUCACACAUAAAGGCCAAGGAUAAUCUCUCAAAGGACUAA